Malus domestica (apple) is the source of this 1315-nucleotide messenger RNA. RefSeq lists its product as uncharacterized. The record is from RefSeq and is a predicted model, not a curated record. Lineage: Eukaryota; Viridiplantae; Streptophyta; Magnoliopsida; Rosales; Rosaceae.
UUUCUGGUUCGACAUUUCUGUUUCCUCUCCCAAUUUUCUAUGUUCUGCUUCUGAAGGAGUGAGAAGCAACAUGGGAAGAAACAAACAAGAAAAAGACACCAUGAAUCGCAAACUCAAGGAUAUAGUAAGAGGUGAACUCCAAGGACUGGCUUCAGGUUCUUCACCAAACUCAAGAACUCAAGAUGGAAGACCAAGCAGCAUGAUAGUUAAGAAGGCAAUCACCAUGUUUCCUGCUCACUUGAUAGCAGAAGCCAUAUCCUCACUCAGAGGCCUUGAUCUGAGAUGGUCAGGUCCAAUCACACCAAGUGAGAUGCUCUAUGUUCAGCAAUACAUCUUCGCAAAGUACCCAGAAUACUGCAAUGGACUAGUGGAAGAUGUCGAAAAACUAUACAUCGAUAAUCUUUUGAUCAACAAAGAAUCCUCAGGAACUCCACCCUAUGAUAAGCUCAAGUUACCCAAGAGUGUGACAGCAAAGGAGUUGUCCCCAUUCAGCAGCACUCACUCCGACUUGGACAGGACUAAGAUGGAACCCUCAAGACUUCUCGACAUCCUGACCAAGAAAUCCUCGUUCCAGGGUAACUUUGUAUCCAUUCCUGAGGUCCAAGCAAGGAAUAGGGCAUUGAAGCAAUGUGGGUUGCAAGAGGAGGACUAUUUAGUCAUUUUCAUGUCAAAUUACAAAGAUGCAAUGGUGAUGAUUGGUGAGAGCUACCCUUUCUUCAGAGGAAAUUACUAUAUGACCAUUGUGGGAAAGGAGACUGAUCCCAUAAGGGACUUUGCAAGUACCAAAGAAUCUAGGGUUAUUUCAGCACCAGAAACUUGGUUGGAUUUGAGGAUAAAAGGGUCACAACUUAGCCAGUACUUUAGGAGAAAGUGCAAGUAUAGUCCCAAAGGAAUGUUUUCCUAUCCUGCCACUGUCAAUGGGACUAAAUACUCAAUGCAUUGGAUCUCGGAGGCACAUAGGAACUCAUGGCAUGUCCUGCUUGACGCAACCGGCUUGGUUUUGGGGGAGGACCGGUUAACGCUUGCGCUGUACCGACCGGAUUUUGUGAUGUGCACCCUCAACAAUACACACACCCAGCCAUCCAGCAUCACUUGCCUCUUGGUCAGGAAAAACACAUUUGACACUAUGACUAAUCCAGCCUAGGGUUUCAUCAUGAUAUUGCUUUUUGUAACAAUAAACAUGUGUAAUUUUUAUUGCUUUAUUAUUCCUGUGAACUCUAAUUUCAUGGACCUGAUUGUACGUGUAAAUGGAGCAUAGUAAGUCUUUCUUUUUCUUGUUCCUACUCCUAUUUUUCAAAACCUAAUAGUCUUGACA